This is a messenger RNA of Megalops cyprinoides (Indo-Pacific tarpon), 1443 nucleotides long. It is a transcript of the gene npffr1l2, whose product is annotated as neuropeptide FF receptor 1 like 2. Lineage: Eukaryota; Metazoa; Chordata; Actinopteri; Elopiformes; Megalopidae. The record is from RefSeq and is a predicted model, not a curated record. The transcript is spliced from 3 exons. Gene Ontology annotation, molecular function: peptide binding; neuropeptide receptor activity. The coding region runs from base 22 to 1443 and encodes 473 amino acids. Gene Ontology annotation, cellular component: membrane. Gene Ontology annotation, biological process: G protein-coupled receptor signaling pathway.
UUUGAAGCUUCAGCAGCAUACAUGAACUCCAGCCAUCUCUACAGCAGCAACAGCACCAACUCCACAACCAACAUCACCAGCAUCACCUACUUCCCUUACUACCAGCACUCUCUCCCUGUGGCUGCCAGCUUCAUAUUGGCCUAUCUCUUUAUCUUCCUGCUGUGUAUGGUGGGAAAUGGUCUGGUGUGCCUAAUUGUGCUGAGGAACCGCCGCAUGCGCACGGUCACCAACCUUUUCAUCCUCAACCUGGCAGUCAGCGACCUGCUUGUGGGCAUCUUCUGCAUACCCACCACACUUGUUGACAACCUCAUCACAGGUUGGCCGUUCUCCAACGCAGUAUGCAAGAUGAGUGGCCUGGUGCAGGGAAUGUCAGUAUCAGCCUCUGUCUUCACCCUGGUGGCCAUUGCUGUGGAUCGGUUCCGCUGCAUUGUUUACCCUUUCAAGGCUAAAUUAACUUUGCUGGUGGCUAAAGCAACCAUAGUGCUUAUUUGGGUCCUGGCACUGAUGAUCAUGUGUCCUUCGGCUGUGAUGUUGACUGUAGAGCAGGUGAAGGACCACUACAUGGUCCACAAUGAGGACUACAAUCAGACCUACCCUCUAUACUCCUGCUAUGAGAACUGGCCUGACCCAGAAAUGCGAAAAGUCUACACCACUGUGCUCUUUGCUCACAUCUACCUUGCACCCCUUACCCUCAUCACCCUAAUGUACAGCCGAAUUGGGGUCAAGCUUUACACCACCUCUGUCCUCUCUGGAGCUGAGCACCCUGAGACUGCACCAUCCCGUCCAGCGCCUCCUGGUGGUCAUCAGGAAGGGAGGCCGCUCAUAUCUCAUAAGAAGGUGAAGGUGAUCAAAAUGUUGAUCGUGGUGGCCUUACUAUUUAUGUUGUCCUGGCUGCCGCUGUGGACCCUCAUGCUGCUGACGGACUACGGGGGCCUCGAGGGGGAGCAACUGGAACUCCUGACGGGUUACAUCUUCCCCUUUGCCCACUGGCUGGCCUUCUCCAACUCCAGCGUCAACCCCAUCAUCUACGGCUACUACAAUGAGAAUUUCAAGAGGGGGUUCCAGGCGGUCUGCCAGCCUUACUCCAGCUCCUGCUGCGGCUGGGGAGGUCAGAGGGCAGGAGUGAGGAGUGCAACAGAAGGCAGAGCAGAAGGGGGGCCCAGCAGGGCCUGCGCUCCCCGAGAUAUCGUCAUGAAUUCCAACCCACUCACCUUCGGGGCAAGGAACAGGGUGUACACUGAUGGUGAUCUGACUGAGUCUGUACGUCUGGAGCUGGAGUGGAGGAAGAGCGUGGGUGUGGGUAGCUCCAUUUAUGUGGACGGGGGAGGUUCAAGAGCGGGGGGCAGGGUGGGGGUAGUAUUGAACAAAAGGGGGAUUCAGAUGGAGGACACUGAAAAGAUCACUCCAGUAGGAGCUGGUGUUGGUCAGGCCUGGGACCUUUAA